This is a messenger RNA of Oryza brachyantha (malo sina), 682 nucleotides long. RefSeq names its product non-symbiotic hemoglobin 3-like. The record is from RefSeq and is a predicted model, not a curated record. The coding region runs from base 1 to 504 and encodes 167 amino acids. NCBI's taxonomy places the organism in Eukaryota, Viridiplantae, Streptophyta, Magnoliopsida, Poales, Poaceae. Gene Ontology annotation, molecular function: heme binding; oxygen binding. The transcript has 4 exons.
AUGGCUAGCUACGCUGUGUCCAGGGGAGCGGCCAGAUUCACCGAGGAGCAGGAGGCGUUGGUCAUCAAGUCGUGGAACAUCAUGAAAGAUGAUUCUGCCAACAUUGGCCAUCGCUUCUUCUUGAAGAUCUUCGAGAUCGCACCAUCGGUGCGCCAACUGUUCUCGUUCCUGUGCAACUCCGACGUGUCGCUAGAGAAUAACCCCAAGCUCAGGGCCCACGCCAUGUCCGUCUUCGUAAUGACGUGUGAGGCGGCUGCGCAACUGCGGGAAACCGGGAAGGUCACUGUGAGGGACACCACCCUCAGGAGGCUGGGCACCACGCACUUCAAGAAGGGUGUCUCUGACGGCCAUUUCGAGGUGGCGAAGUUUGCGUUGCUUGAGACGAUCAAGGACGGGGUUCCGGCUAGCAUGUGGAGUCCGGCAAUGAAGAAUGCGUGGGGCGAAGCAUACGACCACCUGGUUGCCGCCAUCAAGCAAGAGAUGAAGCCCGCUGCUCUGUUAUAAGCAUAGUAGCCACACCUUCUUGCAUGGGCCUCCGAUCCAUAGCCCGUCAAUGUCAUUUGCUGAUUUUGUUUGCUCGCCUAUUCACUUUGGUGCCAUUGUUCUCAUUUUAACUUUGGUAUUCCUGAGUCUGUCAGCGUGUACGUACAUUGUUACACACAUCUGUUGUUUUUUCGUGUGA